GGGUUCUUCUGGAGGGGUAUUAAGGGUUUUCGGGGGAGGGGUUGGGGGACAAAUCAAGACAAGAUGGUUCUCAUUCAUAUGAAGAGGACUCAAGAUCAGCAGUUCCUAUUUGAGGCCAGCGUGGAGGAUAAGGUUGAUGACGUCAUCAGGCAGCUAGUAGAGGUUCAUAAUCUCCGGCUUAGGAUCGAGCGGCUGGCUCUAGAGGGCGAAGAGCUGGCCAAGCACGGCCCGGCCAAGCCAUACGAGGAACAAGGACUAGAUGAGGAGGUGGAGGACAUGCCCAAGGGGUAUUCGAUGGAGGGGGGGGAUAUGAACAAGCAGGGGACGAAGGAGAGAGGACCCUUCUACAACGCAGAUCCCUUGGGCAAACGCACAGGAGAGGCCUGUGAUCCUACGGUGGCUGAGGUGUUACGCAAGACACUCAUGGAAGCGACCCAACUGGCUUCGAAAGAUCAGGUGGAGUGCAAGAAACCGCUUACCAAGACGAUGCUAGAGGAGGCCAUUAUGAACAUAAAGGGGGCCACAAUGAUUUGCUACCCCAUGGGACUGCCAAUUUGGGACCCUGUGAGGCAAGCACUAGAGGACAAAGAGGAUUUGACAGGAACCUCUUACAGUCAGGAGGUGCUGGAGCCCGACACAGCUCAGCUAUGGUGGGCUGGAAAGCAACUGGCCAGGGAGAAGAAGUUGGGGGAACAUGUCGGAAAGAAUGACAAGACGAAGAUAACAGCCAAGCUGACGAAGAAGGGAGCGGGGGCACCCGCCCGGGAGCCGCCGGUCGACCAGGAGACGCAGAAGGCGAUGAUGGCGUGGUACUACAAGAAACAGCAGGAGCAGAAGGAGCUUGAAGAGGACGACGACGACUCCUACAGCAACUCCGAGUGGGCCAAUCCGAAGGCCCUGAAGAGAUAUUUCUCGGGCGUUGGUGCCUUGAAACUUAGAUAAAACCACACAUCCAUGAAAAGAGAGAGAGAGAGAGAGAGAGAGAGAGAGAGAGAGAGAGAGAGAGAGAGAGAGAGAGAGAGAGAGAGAGAGAGAGAGAGAGAGAG
This is a messenger RNA of Chara braunii, 1046 nucleotides long. NCBI's taxonomy places the organism in Eukaryota, Viridiplantae, Streptophyta, Charophyceae, Charales, Characeae. The record is from the annotation of a GenBank genome assembly.